AUGGCAUCACAGCCCAACGCAGAUGGUGGUUUGUAUGCAUGGAUCAUCGUGGCUGGAAGUCAUGUGGUACAGGCCAUAUAUAUGGGAGAUAUUGCUGGUUCAAGCUUAUUUUUCGUGAUAUUCACAGAGUAUUUCCAAGAAGGCGGCGGAAGAACAUUCGCAAUAGUGAGUUUACAGACUUGUGUGCCCAUACUGAUAGCCCCACUUGUCGGUGUUUUAACUAAACGGUUCGGUUGCCGCCCAUUAGUGAUAGCUGGAGGGUUAUUAUCGAUGGUUGCCAACCUCGUCACCUCGUUCGCAACUAGCUUGAAAUGGAUGUAUUUCAGUUACGGCAUUAUCCAAGGAUUUGGACUUGGACUUCUCUAUGCCCCAAGUAUAGUAAUUAUUGGACAACAUUUCACAAAACGUCAUGCCCUGGCGAAUGGGAUAGUAUUUGCAGGAGUUGGAGUUGGUAUGAUAACAUUUCCACCAUUAUACGAGCUCCUAAUAAGAAAAUAUGGAUGGCGGGGCGCUCUUAUCGUUAUAUCCGGGAUUUAUUUGAAUGUAGCUGUGUGCGGACUACUGAUGAGAUCGCCAUACCCGUACAGAACACAAGCUAGGAAAUUGACAAAUAAUAGAAGAUUGUCUGAAGAAGAAGUGAAUAACAGUGUUGACGACAGUGCCUUGAAUGAUACCGGUGAACAUGGCGUACCGACAUCUGAACAACGAUCUGUAGCCAGAUAUAUCUGUUCAUCUUUACACAACUCACCCGUUAUUGUGUUGUGGCGUCAUAAUUCUUGGUUGAGAGUAGUAUGCGCUGCUGGAUUACUGACAGGCGUUGGACAUUAUAUUGCAUUAUUUCACAUUGUGUCUAAAGCCGUGCACGAGGACAUCCUCGGAUUCGAUGCCGCCUUGCUCCUCACCGUCUUCGGUGUUGCCAACAUGAUUGGACGAGUUGCACAUGGUUGGUUCAUUGAUCUCGGUUACGUCUCCCCGAUGGCGGUGUUCGCGGUAACACUCAUUUUAGCUGGUGCCUUUUUAUUGACGAUGCCCUUGACCAAUGGCAUAUAUGCAGUGUUCGCCUCGGUCUCGGCUGCAUAUGGCUUAAGUCUAGGUAUAGCUGGUCCGCUUUACGCAGUAAGCUUAAAACUGUGUGUUGGUGUUCAUGACUUACCGACUGCUAUUGGUUGGUAUGUUCUUUGCUCCGGCAUCGGAAGUAUGAUUGGUCCGCCAGUUGCAGGUUGGCUGUAUGACGUAACCUCAAACUACAAUAUAUCAUUCAUAAUGGGCGGAGUAACGACGAUUCUUGCUGGCUGUGUGGUUCUGGUGCAACUCAGAUACCUGAGAUAUAAAUCAAAAAGGCUACCCAGUGAUUGCCAGUAUGAUCCAAUCGCGUACAGCGAUGGCGCCACAGAGGAACACAAGGCUGGUGUAGAAAAGCUUGCAUGGAUGGAGACUACGCUGUGAUGGUUAUGCGAAUCAUGUUUCAGUUUUCUGCAAGAUGGGAGCAGUACAUCGCUGAUGUGUAGUAUAAUAUGUAUCAAUUAUAUGUGCACAACUGGGGAUUGACUUAACUUAGUGCCUACGUGAAAUACGGAACUUCACACUAGAACGUACGAGAUUUCGUAAUAUAUAUUUGGAAUUACGGAAUUGAGACUAGACACCAACAUGUUUUCAUUUCUUAAUAUUUUUUAUUUCAAUGUUUCAUGCUGACAGCACCGCCCAAUGUUGACGAUUGUAAUUGCGAAGCGAAUUUCAGGUUCGGUAAGUUGUUUACAGAAAUGUCAUACGUUGAAAGUAUUUAAUAUUGUGUGAUAGGUAUUUUUAAUGUUUCGAAACCUUUCACUUAGGUAAUCGGGAUUCGAUUGUUCUCCACGCUAGACUUACAAAAACACACACAAGCUCAGUUCAUGUUGCAUUCGAUUCUCUGCUUGUCUCUCUCUUUCUCCCCGAGACAGCUUAAAAUCACUUUUUAUUACUUGUCAACCAUUAGCCAAUUACAAUACAGUAUAAGAGACUUUAAGGCCUUGACCUUCAAACACACAGCCAAUCACAUGAAAGUUUUACACAUCAUAAUACAAUUGAUUAAUCGUCACUAUAUUAGGAAAACCACUAUCAUAUUGUCAACGUCAGUUUAUAUUUAUGGGUUUUAAU
This is a messenger RNA of Saccoglossus kowalevskii, 2133 nucleotides long. RefSeq names its product monocarboxylate transporter 13-like. Lineage: Eukaryota; Metazoa; Hemichordata; Enteropneusta; Harrimaniidae. The record is from RefSeq and is a predicted model, not a curated record. Gene Ontology annotation, biological process: transmembrane transport; monocarboxylic acid transport. Gene Ontology annotation, molecular function: monocarboxylic acid transmembrane transporter activity.